AUGAAGACACCUUCGUCACUCAACGUCGUGCUGUGCUCGCCCGGAACCAAACUGUUCGGGCCUUCUCAGGUAAGUUGGAUCCUCUCACAGCAGCCUCUCGAACAGCUUCGACUCGUCAGAGAAGUGAUGGGCCGGUGCUCUCAGGCGGUAGUCCUUCCCGGCUUCGGUAUUGGAUCACCUUGCCCUCUUUCCAGGUCUUCGGAAGUGGAGGGUCGAGGAUUCCCUAGAGGCCCCACCACAUCCCCUUCGCAGAUGGCGCACCCUGUGUGUCCAUCCGGUCCUGAGGCCUUCUUCAGCGCAGUCGUCGGACGUCUUCCGCACUACAUGCGAAAAAGAUCCCGUUCUCAGGUGGAUCGGGCUCACACCGGCCUACAGCGCUCUCUACCUCAGCCACACGCGCAGGGAUGUCGCGGUUUCGGCGAGAAUUGGCGCUGGAGGUGUUCGGCAAAUUUCGGCCCAUCGGUGUCAUUGUAG
Pieris macdunnoughi is the source of this 474-nucleotide messenger RNA. The record is from the annotation of a GenBank genome assembly. Lineage: Eukaryota; Metazoa; Arthropoda; Insecta; Lepidoptera; Pieridae.